This is a messenger RNA of Neurospora crassa OR74A, 891 nucleotides long. RefSeq lists its product as hypothetical. The record is from RefSeq and is a predicted model, not a curated record. The transcript is spliced from 2 exons. NCBI's taxonomy places the organism in Eukaryota, Fungi, Ascomycota, Sordariomycetes, Sordariales, Sordariaceae. The coding region runs from base 1 to 891 and encodes 296 amino acids.
AUGAAGUUCCAAGCUAGCCUCAUCCUGGCCCUCCAGGUUCUGUCCGUCGCGGCUCUCCCCCAUCCCAAGAGGGAAGCCGCGGAAGCUGCUGCUUCCUCAACUGCCGUGGCAUCUGCGACUGCUUCCGGUGCUGCCUCGGCUACUGCCACGACCGCGGCUCAAGCCACUGCUACCGCCGGUGCCGGCACCGGAGAUAAGAAAGGUGAAGAGGAGGACGAAAAUGAAGUCGAGCAAGCCGGCAAGUUCAACACCGUCAUCAAACUCGGCGGUGGUGACGUCAAAACCGACACUCAAUUUCCCGCUGGCACUGUCGGCGCCUUCGAAGUAGAGUUCAAAAACCCCGACGCCCGCCAACUCCGCGUAACAGAGAACAAGACCCCCGCCGCCGCACCUCCCGGUUUCAAAGCCCUCGAACCUGUCUCCUACAAGGUCGAGAUAGGCGGCGGUGCCUCCAAGGGCCUCACCCUCUCCAAAAUCGAUUUCAUCCGCAACGCCAACUCCACCGUCGACAUCAGCCAAGCGAAGCUGGGCAAGCUCUGCAAGGAGACCAACAGUUUCGUGAUUGGCGAUGGUGUGGGCGAGACCGAGUUUGAAGCGGAUGAGAAUGAGGUUGCGACCAAGGUGCCGGAUUUGGUGGGCGAGUAUGCGCUUUUCGUGCCCGAUGGAACCGCCGCUGCUACACCUGCCGCCCCGGCGGGUGAUAACAAGGAUGUCGCAACGCCGGCUGCCCCGGCCGCUCCGGCCGCGGGAGCCGGUGAUGCGGCUGGUGGUGCGGCUGGUGGUGGUGUCGCUGCGGGUUGCGGUCCUGGAACCAUUUGCAGGACGCUGGUUGAUGGUUUACUUUCGUUGAUUGAGGGUGCUGCUGCUGGUGCUCAGACUGGCAAGGCCUAA